GGUGCGGCGCUCUGACGGCGCAGGCCACGACUGGGGACACGUGGCUGUCAGCGCGGGGCAGGGGAUGGCGUCCGAGGGCGACCAGCGAAGCGGGCUGCAGCCCUACCUGGACUCGCUGCGGCAGGAGCUGCAAGUGCCGGACUCGACCCUGCUCUCGGUGCUGCUGGCGCUGCUGGCCGUGGCCCUGACCCUGCUGAUUUGGAAACUUAUCCGGGGCAGGAAGAGCAGCCGGAGAACGGUGCUUCUGGUAGGCCUUUGUGACUCAGGAAAAACACUGCUGUUUGUCCGACUGUUAACAGGCACUUACCGAAACACCCAGACCUCCAUAACUGAUAGCUCUGCUGUUUACAGAGUCAGUAAUGACAAGGUAAGCAGACACUGGUUUGGAUUUUGCAUAAAACUCUUGGGGUAUGACAAGUUUGGUU
Messenger RNA from Chrysemys picta bellii (western painted turtle), 425 nucleotides. Lineage: Eukaryota; Metazoa; Chordata; Testudines; Emydidae. The record is from RefSeq and is a predicted model, not a curated record.